CUAUUAAUAAAUUACGUGAGUUUUAUAGAGAAUCGGCACAGUCUCGUGUGAACUCUUGCGCAACAGGCCGCAAGGGGCUACAAACGCCCGUACCUGUUUCCAGUUAACAGAUUCAUAAUUAAAAAAGAUGCAUCAACGAAGUCUAAUCAUAAUUGUCAUAGUAUUAACAUGUUUACUACAAGCGCAAGGAGCAGACAAAUAUACAGAUGAAAAUAGACCAUACGAGUUUGGUUUCAACAUUGAAGGUGAACAACACAGACAUGAAAAAAAAGAUGAGAAAGGAAUAAUUAUGGGAGAGUUUGGAUUCCUCACUGCUGACGGUGUUUAUCAUGUAACUGUAUAUGCUACAGAUGAAAACGGUGGAUUCAGAAUAUUGUCAAUGAAAAACAUUCGUGUAAAACCAUAUCCCGGUACUGAAAGACAGGGCCAUUCAAUUCCUAUCUCAGCUUCAACGCCUGGAGUUGGACAGCAGAAUACGAAUGCACAAAAUAUACCAGGUCCAGUAGCACCAUCACCAGUGAAGUCAUGUUCGCAUUGCAGCAUUCCUACUACUACUACUAUAAGACCUCCGGUGUCUAAUUUUGCAAAUAAUGGAAACCAACAAAUAGGGGGUCCUAGUUAUAGUCAGUAUCCGCAAAGUAAUGAAAACCAACAAUCAGGAGUUCCUGGUUAUAAUCAAUAUCCACAAGGUAAUGGAAAUCAACAGCCAGGUGGUCCUCAAAAUAAUGGAAACAAUCCAAAUUAUCCACAAACUAAUGACAUUGGUGGGUCAUCAAAUUAUCCUCCACAACCGCAACAGAAUGAACAGUUUCAAGGACAAUCUCCUGUUGGACCAUCUGGAGGCCGUAAUCCUAAACAAUAUAAUGAUUAUCCCCAAAACUUAGAGUCACCAUUAGCACCCAAUAAACCUACUCUUCUUUCUGUUAAUAUGCAAGUGGUACCUAGUAACAGUGAUAUCUACCAUAAAGGUCCUAAUGAAAAAGAUGGAUUGCCAAAUGGUUUGAAUAAAAAUGAUAUGAUGCUUUUAUUGUAUACUUUUAAUUAUACUGUUGGUUUUCAUGGACACUUUGAAGAGGGAUAUACAAAUGGUGCAAAACAAGGUUACUAUUAUGUUACUGGACGUAAUGGGCUGAAAACUCGAAUAGACUACACUGCAGAUGAGACUGGCUUCCAUCCUAAAAUAUCGCAAGAAGUACUGGAUUUAUUAUCUGACGAAGUACCAAAACCUGAAACAGAAAAAGAUGAGAAAUAUGGCCUGAAGGGAUACGAAUUUAAAUGGCUUUACUACCCAGUAGACUCAAAAUCACGAUAAUAAUUAAAUAAAUAUAAUAGGAAAUAAUAUUUUGAGUACUAUUAAAUGAAUUUAUAUAGUAGUUAGAAUACUGUAAGAUUACUCGUAGCUUUACUUAUUUAGAUAAGCGAUUAAAUACUGCCUAAUAAGCUGCCAUUAAAUAUUUUAUAAUUUAUGAUAUAAAUAAUAUUGUCGUAUC
Galleria mellonella (greater wax moth) is the source of this 1490-nucleotide messenger RNA. It is a transcript of the gene l(3)mbn, whose product is annotated as protein lethal(3)malignant blood neoplasm 1. The record is from RefSeq and is a predicted model, not a curated record. Gene Ontology annotation, cellular component: chitin-based extracellular matrix. Gene Ontology annotation, molecular function: structural constituent of chitin-based larval cuticle. The transcript has 4 exons. The coding region runs from base 128 to 1312 and encodes 394 amino acids. Lineage: Eukaryota; Metazoa; Arthropoda; Insecta; Lepidoptera; Pyralidae.